GCACUGCCCCUCCCUUGCUUCCUCCAAUUCCCUCCUUCCUCUCCUAGUUUCUUCCCUCCCUUCCCGCCCUACUCCAUCCCUCCCUUCCCACCCUACUCCUUUCGGCUGCUCUGGUGCCCACCCCCAGUGCCUCGAGGUCGAGGAGAGCUCCUCGGCCCCGCAGGACGGGGAGGAUUCUGUACAGAUGAGCAUAACCUGCAUACAACAAAACAAGAGGAGACAGCAAAGGAGACAGGGAAGAACUAAAGAGCUGGUUAGAGAAGGAAGAGAAAGAUGAGGUCUGCCAUGGAAGCCCAAGGAACAGUUUGCAGAAGGAGAUUCAUUGGUCAACAGGGUCAAGUGAGGCCGGGCGCAGUGGCUCACGCCUGUAAUCCCAACACCUUGGGAGGCCGAGGGCGGAUCACAAGGUCAGGAGUUCGAGACCAGCCUGUCCAACAUGGUGAAACCCCGUCUCUACUAAAAAUACAAAAAUUAGCCAGGUGUGGUGGCGUGCACCUGUAAUCCCAGCUACUCAGGAGGCUCAGGCAGGAGAAUUGCUUGAACCCGGGAGGCAGAGGGUGCAGUGAGCCAAGAUCCCACCACUGCACUCCAGCCUGGGCGACAGAGCGAGACUCAAUCUCAAAACAAAACAAACAAAAACAAAAAACAAAACAAAACAAAAAACAGGGUCAAAUGAGAUAAGAAGCCCACUGGAUUUGGCUACUGGGAAACUGCUGGUGGCCUUUGCCAAAGCUAUUCAGAUUGGGGGGCGGAUGGCUGCCAUGUUGCAGGUGGCUGGAAGAGAAGAAAGAAGUGAAGACACUGAGCCUACUGAAGAUGUAAACAGGUUACCCAGCUGGGAGAGAGGACAUCUGCUGGCUGGUGUGGCGUCCAGCACUGAUGUGUCUACCUUCUCUGAAGGUGACUGCAAGGAGCCUGACAAGUGCUGCUGGAGACACAAGCAGUGCACUGGGCACAUCAUCUACCCUUUCGCCUCUGACUGUGUCCGCCACAGCCUGCACCUACACUCUGUCAACCACUGCAACUGUAAUUCUAGGCUGAAGGACUGUUCAGAGGAUAGCAGCAGCUCCCAGGGCGCGGGCCCAACCUGCUCCCAUGUCAUCGAGUCCCCUUGCUUUGAGCUCACACCGGAGGAGGAGCAUGUGGAGCGAUUCCAGUAUGGCUGGUGCAAAAGCUACAGACCUGUUUCUGUGGCAGUGAUCCACCAUCCACUCUACCAUGAGUGUGGGGCAGAUGAUCUAAAUGAAGAAGAGGAAGAGGAGGAGGAGGAGGAGGAAAGCAAGCCCCCCAUCCCGACGCAGGUGGGGCCCGCCACCGCCUCCCCUGACCUAGGCACCAGCAUGGCCACUGGUACCCCUGACUCCACAGCGCCCAUCACCAUCUGGCGCUCUGAGAGCCCCACAGGGAAGGGUCAGGGCAGCAAGGUGAUCAAGAAGGUAAAGAAGAAAAAGGAAAAAGAGAAAGACAAGGAGAUGGAUGAGAAGGCAAAGCUGAAGAAAAAAGCCAAGAAAGGCCAGUUGACUAAGAAGAAAAGCCCGGUUAAAUUGGAGCCUUCCCCGCCAGACGUGAGCCGAUCAUUAAGCCCAAGACAGCUGGCCAGGAUGUCCGAGUCCAGCCCAGAAAGCCGGGAAGAGCUGGAGAGCGAGGACAGUUACAAUGGCCGGGGGCAGGGAGAACUGUCCAGCGAGGAUAUUGUGGAAUCAUCAUCGCCCAGGAAGAGAGAGAAGAACACAGUCCAGGCCAAAAAGACAGGGGCAAAGCCCUCACAAGCCAGGAAGGUAAACAAGAGAAAAUCUCCCCCAGGAUCAAACCCCAACCUCAGUUGAGGCCAGGGUGGUCAGGGUGCAGAAUAAAUGCCAUCGAGCCUG
Molecule: messenger RNA, 1868 nt
Organism: Pan troglodytes (chimpanzee)
Lineage: Eukaryota; Metazoa; Chordata; Mammalia; Primates; Hominidae
Gene: PROCA1
Product: protein interacting with cyclin A1
Exons: 6
Coding region: 753-1826 (357 amino acids)
Biological process (GO): phospholipid metabolic process; arachidonate secretion
Molecular function (GO): A2-type glycerophospholipase activity
Source: RefSeq, a predicted model, not a curated record